CCCACUGAGGUAACAGUGAUACUGCUCGUCAGUGGGAGAACUUUGAGCAUAGACUACUACACUGGCAACCAACUCUGUGGAGGACGUAAGACUAUCUGGAGGCGAGGCUUCUCAGACUCGGGAAAUGAAAAUAACACUGUUUUUCAUCACAGUGUUUGCCAUUGUUGUGGCCUCGGUGGUCUUAAUUGGUGAACAGAACACGUUACUGUCGCCUUUCUGUCGUGCAAUGGAGGGAGGAGUCACAUGCCAAGUUAGACAAGCAGAGGUCCAGGUCAGCAGACAAGAACUGGAAAGCCCUGGCUCAUCCCAGGGUGGAUCGGCAACGUCCAACAUCAGCGAGGAGAAGCUCCGAGGAAGAUCCUCUCCCCAGGUGGGCAAAAACGAGGCUCGGGGAAGACCAAUCCCGUCUGGGAUCAGCGGAGAGGAGCCCCAGGAAAGACCAACCACGCCUCUGGCCAGCUGGAUGAGGGUAGGGGAGGAUAUGCGAGAGAGAGCAGCUCACAUGAGGCGAGUGUGUGAGGUGCCCUCCGUGAGGCGGAGUGUUCCCAGCAUGCCAUGGACCCGCAAGCUCUACACACUACCAGGACCUUUUCCUGUGUGCGUCGCGCCCAAGGUGGGGUCGACAACGUGGAGACGCUUCAUGCUUCAAUUCAGACAGCGUAGGCCUAAGCUGAGACGAGACCUGAGAACUCUGGUGGUUCGACACCCGCUGGCCCGCCUGGCCUCCGCCUACAGAGACAAGUUCCUAAAUGGUUUACCGUUAAAAGCAUACAACAAAACGUUCAGAACUAUGACUGGAAGCGGUCAGACCUGGCAAUAUAGGUGGGAGUUGUACUGGCUUCCUUCUCUUGUGCGCAAAGGACUUGUCAAACCCCCAUCUGAAUUUUUCACAACAAUAAGAGAAAUCUCUCGAGCCUUCGAUUAUUUGGCAACAAAUUUCGUCGACACAUCUGGUCAGCUUCACCGGAGCAAAGCCUCAAACACAUCUUACUCUCAGCAAGCCUUGAAAACCGCCAUGAAUAUGCUUUCUCGCAGCAAGCAAGAAGGAAUGGUCGCCGCUGUUGCUGCCGGGUUUUCAAAGACGGAGCAAGCGAAGCUCAAGAGAAAGUUCGGCAACGUUUCCUUCACCAUGACAGAGUUCCUAGAGCACGUGCUGUGGACAAGAAACUUGGGAAUGGUUGACCAACACUGGACCCCCAUCAGCGAGCUGUGCGACCCAUGUCGAAUCAACUAUACCUACGUCUUGCGUCUGGAGAACAACCCAGUCGAGUCUAAUUACUUGCUGAGCCGCUUCCACGUCCUGAGGAAGAGCCUUCGCACGAGACACAAGUCCAUAGGGGUAUUUCCAGACCAAUCUAGGUCUGACCUUAGCUACUAUGAAAAUGUUCCCAAGGACCUUAUGACCAAAAUUCAGAACAUGUAUAAGUUGGACUUUGAACUCUUUGGAUAUGAUAAAAACCUAAUCUAAAAUUAAUAAGGCGAUCAACAUUUAUUGUUAAUUUAGCAGUAUACGUACCAGGGGCCGGAUUCAGGAAGGUACUUACGAAGGUUUUUCCUCUUAGCUAAGAGCGAAUUCCUUCUUAGCGCCUUCGUGGCGGCUAGGUCCGUA
Procambarus clarkii (red swamp crayfish) is the source of this 1609-nucleotide messenger RNA. Its product is annotated as carbohydrate sulfotransferase 8. NCBI's taxonomy places the organism in Eukaryota, Metazoa, Arthropoda, Malacostraca, Decapoda, Cambaridae. Gene Ontology annotation, biological process: carbohydrate biosynthetic process. The record is from RefSeq and is a predicted model, not a curated record. Gene Ontology annotation, cellular component: membrane. Gene Ontology annotation, molecular function: sulfotransferase activity.